Molecule: messenger RNA, 984 nt
Organism: Podospora pseudopauciseta
Lineage: Eukaryota; Fungi; Ascomycota; Sordariomycetes; Sordariales; Podosporaceae
Exons: 2
Coding region: 1-984 (327 amino acids)
Biological process (GO): regulation of transcription by RNA polymerase II
Cellular component (GO): nucleus
Source: RefSeq, a predicted model, not a curated record
AUGAGCGUGGUAUAUGAGGCCCGCAACUUCAUGCAUGAGAGCGACUAUCCGCCCAUGGAUGAGCACCACCACGAGCACCACGAGCACCACGAUGCUGCUGCUGCUGCCGAAGUCGACCGCUUCGCUGAGACUCACGAUGCUGUGGUGAACGAGCUCGCUCACGUCGCCAGUUUUGCUGAGCAAGCCGCUCCCUUUGUUGAUGCCAAGAACUUCGUCGACGUGACGGUCUCGACUGAGGAGACCCCCAGCCUCGACCUGGCUCCUCCAGCUCCUGCCCCCACCCUGGCCGUGAAGGAAGACUCGCCUGUUGCGACUUCUCCUCAGCGAAGCAAGGCCAUCCCAAAACCACAUCGGGAGGAGACAAAGAACCACGAGGGCAAGUUCAUCUGCACAUAUCCGUCAUGUGGUGAGGAGACCAGAACCUUCAGCCGCAAAUGCGAGUGGAACAAGCACAUGGACAAGCAUGACCGGCCAUAUAAAUGUCUGGCUCCAGGAUGUGAGAAGCUGCCAGGCUUCACUUAUUCGGGUGGUCUAUUGCGCCAUGAGCGCGAAGUCCACCAGAAGCAUGGCGGCCCCAAGAACUCGUUCAACUGUCCACAUCAAAACUGCAAGCGUGCCACCGGCAAAGGCUUCUCUCGUCAGGAAAAUCUCAACGAGCACCUCCGGCGUGUGCAUACGCAGAAUGGAGGGUCGCCAGAAGGAGAUGCAGAUGAUGCUGCCAGCGAUCACGUCUCAACAGCGCUCGUUCUAGGUCCAGCCAAGCGCAAACGUGACGACCAGAACGAUGAGACGGAACGUCUUCGGGAAGAGGUCAAGAGGCUGCGGCAGGAGAAGGAGGAGCUGCAGAAGCAGGUCCAGAUGCAGAACCAGCAGACAGCCGACUUUCUGGCACGGAUCCACCAACUCGAAGCCGAGCGGGCGGUGGCGGCAGCGGUCCCGAUGGAAGCGAGUUCCCUUGUUGCAGCCACGUCACAACUGAUUUAG